AUGCACUUCUUACGUUUUGGGACUCUCUUCCUCAGCGGCAUAUCAACCAGCAUUGCCGUGUCUAACAGUAACUGCUCGAACUCUACCGACAUCCAAGUUGUCCAAUACGCCUCAGCUAUCCAGGCCUACAGUUAUCUCUUCUACUCCUCCAUCCCAUUGAAUCAGACCUUCUUCUCCAAUGCACCAAACAGCUCCAAUGCAAACUAUUAUAUCAACAUCCGGCGUAUGGCACAACAGAACUACAGGGGCGCUCUGCUCGUCGAGAGCGUUGGCUCCAACAUCACGGGUUUCCAAUCUCCCAAGUGCAACUUCACAAGUCUCUCCCCUACGAAUGCUACGGAAUUCUUGGACGAAACCCUUUAUCUAGAAACCAGUUUGACAGGUGCUUUUCUUGGAUUGUCUAGAUAUACACAGACAACUGAGAUCUCAGAACUCAUUAACUGGCUGGCUGUUCAGCAUGGCACCCAUUCCACCUAUAUCGCAAGCUUCAGCCAACCCGGUAUCUUCCCACCCAAUGGUACCUCAUUCGUGCCCAUUCUUCCUUCUGAGCAUGUUCUCGGCACCGGAAAUGAGCCAUACAUGCUGGGCCAGCUCCUAGGAACGUGUGUGACUGCGCUAAAGGGGCCUUGCAGUUAG
Messenger RNA from Penicillium samsonianum, 636 nucleotides. RefSeq lists its product as uncharacterized. NCBI's taxonomy places the organism in Eukaryota, Fungi, Ascomycota, Eurotiomycetes, Eurotiales, Aspergillaceae. The transcript has a single exon. The coding region runs from base 1 to 636 and encodes 211 amino acids. The record is from RefSeq and is a predicted model, not a curated record.